GUCCGCCCUCUGCGCGUGCUCGUCACCGACUCAUUGUAUCGGGCAGAAGAGACUAGAGCACAAACCGCUGGACAACAACUGAAAGACAACCCGAGCUUCAAGGAGGUACCAGAGCAGGAAGGAAGGCUGUAACUUCAGUGUUCAGAGAUCUGUGUACAGGACGCUUCGCCUGUUUUCAGCUGAUAGACUUUUUUCAAGCAGGGAACUCCUCCAUCGUUACAUAAAGGAGCUUCUGCUCAGACAUGGCAGCGAUCCGUAAGAAGCUGGUGAUCGUGGGAGACGGAGCUUGUGGUAAAACCUGUUUGCUUAUCGUCUUCAGUAAAGACCAGUUUCCUGAGGUCUACGUACCCACUGUGUUUGAGAACUAUGUCGCUGACAUCGAAGUGGAUGGCAAACAGGUGGAACUGGCCCUUUGGGAUACUGCUGGGCAAGAAGACUAUGAUAGGCUGCGGCCCCUGUCCUACCCAGACACAGAUGUCAUCCUCAUGUGCUUCUCUAUUGACAGUCCGGACAGUUUAGAAAACAUUCCAGAAAAGUGGACCCCUGAGGUCAAACACUUCUGCCCAAAUGUACCCAUUAUCCUUGUGGGCAACAAGAAGGACCUACGCAAUGAUGAACAUACACGUAGAGAGCUGGCUAAGAUGAAACAGGAACCAGUGAAAGCUGAGGAAGGGAGGGACAUGGCCAAUCGGAUUGGAGCUUUUGGCUACAUGGAGUGCUCCGCAAAGACAAAGGACGGUGUCCGGGAGGUGUUUGAAAUGGCUACCAGGGCAGCGCUUCAAGCACGUAGGGGCAAAAAGAACAGCAGAUGCCUUCUGCUGUGAACACACAGCACUGGACUGAAACCCCAAACGGGGGCAAACAAGUGUGUGUCCUUGGGGACAUUCCUCAAACUCGCCAAACGCUUUGGAAGAAAGAGUAAACUCUCUGAACAUAGUUUUUGUUUUAUUAAUUUUAUUUUUAAUCUUUCCUUUAGUCAUGGAAAUGUUUUAUCAGUAUUUAAGAAAUGCAGAGAACUUUUGUCUUCGUUUGUUUUUAUGAUGCUUUACCUGAUGACUUUUGUGAUAUCCUAAAAGCCACACCCACCCGCCAAAUUCUGCCAUGUGACUCAAAAAGCUGCCAAUCGAAUGCACAGCCCAGCUUCCAAUUGCUGGCCAAUUACUAUUAUUAUUAUUUUUUUUAAACAACCAUGAAACAGGGCUGAAUAUGUGAACGUGAUUUGUAAUAUCUGUAUGUAUGAAUCAUUUUUAUGGGUUGUUUUAGAUUGGGACUUAAAACGUACUUGUUUGAAAGCAAAAAGGAAAUAGAGGGGUGGGGGUAGAUAUGUAUACAUACAUGUACAUAUGAACACGUGUGUAGUAAUGUAUACACACGGUCAUUACAUGACUGGAAUUUGUAAACUAGACUUGGUAAUCUUAUGUAAUAAAAUACUUUCUAUAAGGAG
Molecule: messenger RNA, 1444 nt
Organism: Colossoma macropomum (tambaqui)
Lineage: Eukaryota; Metazoa; Chordata; Actinopteri; Characiformes; Serrasalmidae
Gene: rhoab
Product: ras homolog gene family, member Ab
Exons: 6
Coding region: 243-824 (193 amino acids)
Biological process (GO): stress fiber assembly; small GTPase-mediated signal transduction; cell migration
Cellular component (GO): cleavage furrow; dendritic spine
Molecular function (GO): GTPase activity; GTP binding
Source: RefSeq, a predicted model, not a curated record